AAUGUGGUAAUGACUACGAAUUAUCAACUGGAACAGGCAAUUUAAAAGCUCACCUUCGUCAAAUUCACAGAAUUUUGCCGCCUGAAGAAAAUAAUCAGAAUCAAUCAAUUAAAAUAGCUUCUAACCAACCAUUAUUACACGAUUUUAUAAAUAAAAAGACACCCUUACCUACUUCAAAGCAAGAUAAAAUCGCAAAUCGUAUUUUAGCCUGGAUCGUCGAUGAUCUUCAACCAUUUAAUGCUACUACAAAUAAUUGCUUUCGCGAUAUGAUUCUUGAAUGUGAGCCGAG
Messenger RNA from Racocetra persica, 289 nucleotides. The record is from the annotation of a GenBank genome assembly. Lineage: Eukaryota; Fungi; Glomeromycota; Glomeromycetes; Diversisporales; Gigasporaceae.